GUCCCCUAAUGCGAGUGGGGUAACGUCACAGUGCGAUUAUGAGAAAGAAAUUUCAUUCCUCCAAUGGAAUUAUGGAAGUGCCGGUAACGUGUACAGUCCGGUAGUUACCAUGUAAAUUAUGAAUUUGAUUAAUUGAGAGGGGAGAUGUCGUUUCUCACAAAGGAGAAAAAGAAAGGAGGGAUGAAAUAGGCGGAAGAGGUAAAGGUGAAUAAUCCGCGGCUCGCCAUUCUCCAAGAAAUUGGUUGCUAUAAGUUGCAACGAUGGCUAAGGAUUUGUUCACACUCCAGGCAUCCUUCUGCUGGGAAUCAACAUUUUCAUUCUGAUGAUUUGACUUUGUGGAACUGGAUCAUUGCCUUCAUUGUCCUUUCUUUUUCUAUGGGCAUUCAAAAGAUUGGCCGUCAUGUAUCAGGGGUCAGUAGUAAUCGUAGACGAGUUUCCUCUUCCUCCAACGUUGACAACAUGGCAUUGGAGGAGAACCAAGCCUCAGGGACAAGCUUCGAGGAUGACUCUGAUGAUUGUGAAUUUGCCGAAGUGAGGUGUGAGCUUGGCAUGGUAGAAGGUCAGCUUUGCAACAUUCCAUUUGAGCUUUACGAUCUACCAGAUUUAAGAGAAAUAUUAUCUCUGGACACAUGGAAUUCAUGUUUAACAGAAGAUGAAAGGUUCUAUCUCUCAUCCUACCUUCCAGAUAUGGACCAACAGACUUUUUGGUUGACUAUGAAGGAACUCCUUGGUGGUAGUGAUAUAUUUUUUGGCAGUCCCUUGGAUAUAUUUUUCAACAGAUUGAAAGGUGGAUUCUAUCCUCCAAAAGUGGCUUGGUUUAGAGAAGGUUUACAGUUCUUGCAAAGGAUAAAGUACUAUCAUUCAUUGAGAUUUUACCAUGACAGCAUGACACAAAUGUUCAUAAACAUGAGGAAGAUAUGGGCUCACUGUGAAAUGAGCACUGGUGUUGAGGAAAGGAUUUAUUUGUGGACAAGGAAAAAGCGUAAAGUAACUGAUUUGCUUGAUCUUAAUACAUAUCCUGAGGAUGGGUUUUUAUUAGGUAAAGAGGUGAAUCCAGAACCAGCCACACAUCAAUUGUCAAGGCAAGCAAAGUCUGUGAAAAGCAGAAGGGAAAAUAAGCUUUUGCUCCCUCUGGUUGCUAACGGGAAGAAGUCUGUUGCUCCAAAAUCUGGAGGAAAAGGGUUUCUGAAAAUGAAGGCUUCUGUCAAUGGUUCAUCUGAAAAACACAAUGGGACUCUGGAACAGUCUUAUUCUGCACCCAGAGGGGUAUUGAAAAUGGUACAUAGAGUUCCUUCCAUACAACCAAAACAAUCAAGAGUGGUGUCAACACAACAGCAACCAACCUUGUUGGUCAAGGACUUGCCAGUGUAUACUCACCAGUGGGAUGCAGGUGGCUUUUGUGAGACACCCUUUUUGUGGCAGAAGGUUGGUUGUGGCGAAGUCCAUAGAACUUCCAAGCAACCUUGGUGUAUUCAAAGUCAGCAGGAAUCUGAGCAUCUUAGAAUUACUACUGGAUCAAGUAGACAUCCAGAAAGCAUUGUCAGAAAGGUAAAGAGGGAAAGGAAUCCCUCACUGGAUGAUACUAUUGAUUUAGGAGAACACAAACUGUGUGGGGGCGACGCUGGCAUCUGGAAGGGAGAUAAAAUAGGUCCCAAAGGGGAACAUGAACCAUCAAUGGAUUCCAAGGAAACAAGAUGUGCUUAUAGUAGUGAAAACUUGAGGCAGAGUUUGGGAAUGGAAGAUACAGAACUUCCAAUGAGAUCCUUGGCGCGCCACCCAUUUGGUGUCCAGUGCUAUGAGCAGAACUGGCACAUUGAACCCAUGCAAAAAGGCACCAUUAUGCAACCAGGAAUUCCUGCAGUCAUGUCAGGGAUUCUAGACAUUGGCAAUGAGGAGCAGGAAAAAUUUAUGGCGUCUUCAAAUCAAAUGAAGAACCAAGUUGAUGUAGGUGUUGGAGGAUCGGAGAAGCUAUACAAGCAGCCAAGUGCUCUCAAGGGUUUUCAAAAUGACCUUGUGCUUCCCUUAACGUACAAGCGAAGGAAGACUCGUGCAAAGCUUAACUCAACAGACUCUGUCAAGCCACUAACAGUAGGAGCUGAUUUGAAGUCUGCAACUCCAAAGGAAGCAAAUCGUGCAAAAGCAGUGAAGAUUAUGUUCAAGGGCUGGAAAGAACAGUCUCUGGACAAGAAAUCUUGAAUAGCUGAUAUGCCCUUCUCUAUCUGCAGGACUAAAAAUAUGUACAGGCACAAAUAUUGGUGUCAAACAUUAGGGUAUAAUCUUGACAGUUUUGAAGCUUCGUCUGUGACGGGCUUUGUUUAUUAAAUUUUUCAAAGGAGAUCCUGAAAGAUGUACUCACUUCAGUUCCAACACUGAUAAGUUUAUGCCCAUCUUGAUCUGUUCCUCCUAUACCUACCAUUGGGAUGUUUCAUUUUUGGUGAAAUUUCUCUCUUUCUCCUCAGAGUAUGCUGUUAAAUUGUGAAUAGAAAGAUGUUCAACUUGGAGAUGACCAAGUUGUUGGAAA
Vitis riparia (riverbank grape) is the source of this 2521-nucleotide messenger RNA. RefSeq lists its product as uncharacterized. Bases 376 to 2196 code for a protein of 606 amino acids. The transcript has 2 exons. NCBI's taxonomy places the organism in Eukaryota, Viridiplantae, Streptophyta, Magnoliopsida, Vitales, Vitaceae. Gene Ontology annotation, cellular component: Ino80 complex. The record is from RefSeq and is a predicted model, not a curated record.